This is a messenger RNA of Saprolegnia diclina VS20, 291 nucleotides long. RefSeq lists its product as hypothetical. The transcript is spliced from 2 exons. The record is from RefSeq and is a predicted model, not a curated record. Lineage: Eukaryota; Oomycota; Saprolegniomycetes; Saprolegniales; Saprolegniaceae. The coding region runs from base 1 to 291 and encodes 96 amino acids.
AUGGUGACCUUCCGUGUCAUGCGCGGAGGAAUGGCGGAGGAAGGGCUGCAGGAAGCCGUCAUGCUCUUCGCCAGCGCCCGGACGACUGCGUCCGAGAUCCGCUCCUCGUCGGUACCGCACCAGGCGUGGCUCAUGAGCUUGCACGACUUCAUGUUCGUCCGGUUUGCCGAGGACAUGCACGGCGAAGAGCGCUCCUACAGCGAAGCGACGCGCCAAAUUCUGCGGCUUUUCGGUGGCAUGCGUGACCUGGGUGGACGCCUCGUUUACCCCGACGCCCAGCUCGCCCCAUGA